Messenger RNA from Corylus avellana, 1815 nucleotides. Lineage: Eukaryota; Viridiplantae; Streptophyta; Magnoliopsida; Fagales; Betulaceae. The record is from RefSeq and is a predicted model, not a curated record.
AUGGCUAUCGCCGAGGAAGUGGAGAAAUUACUUAAAGCUCGAUUUAUAGAGGAGGUUUAUUAUCCCGACUGGUUGGCUAAUGUGGUGCUGGUCAAAAAAUGCAGUGGGAAGUGGAGAAUUUGUGUGGACUUCACAGACCUUAAUAAGGCGUGCCCGAAGGACAGCUUUCCUCUACCACGCAUUGAUGUACUGGUGGACUCGACAGCGGGAUGCAGCCUGUUGAGCUUUAUGGACGCUUUUUCUGGUUACAACCAGAUUUAUAUGCAUCCAGAAGACCAAGAAAAGGCUGCAUUCAUCACUGACCGAGGCUUGUAUUGCUAUAUGGUUAUGCCUUUCGGUCUCAAGAACGCUGGAGCGACGUAUCAAAGACUGGUCAAUAAGAUGUUCCGAGACCAAAUCGGCAGUAAUAUGGAGGUAUAUGUUGAUGACAUGUUGGUCAAAAGCAUGCUACCAGAAGGUCAUAUAGAAGACUUGCAGGAGACUUUUGGAACUUUAAAGAAAUAUGGGAUGAAGUUGAAUCCCGCAAAGUGUGCGUUUGGAGUGGCCUCGAAGUGUGAAGAAGCCUUUGAACAGCUGACCAGCACACCUCUGUUAAGCAGAACCGUUCCUGGGGAAGCUUUGUAUUUAUACUUGGCUGUUUCCCCGACAGCUGAAACUACGCCUGUAUUUCUAAGCUCACACUAUCAGAGUCUUGACCGCGUACCCAUUGAAGAAAAUGCUCAGAAAAAAGAUGAAACAUGGGUAGUCUACGUAGACGGAUCAUCUACAAGGAAGAAUGGUGGAGCUGGAGUGGUAUUAAUCACCCCAGAUGGAGAAGAAUUAUGUAGUUCCCUAAGGUUGGAGUUCAAGACCACCAAUAACGAAGCUGAGUAUGAGGCAGUUCUAGCUGGACUCGGUCUAGCUCGAGAGAUGGGAGCCAAUUUUGUUGAGCUACGGAGUGACUCGCAGGUGAUUGUUGGACACAUCCGGGGAGAGUUUGAAGCCAAAAGAGACAAGAUGAAGCAAUAUCUGUCAAAGGAAGAGGGAGAUUAUGUCCUCCGCGAGAUCCAUGAAGGAAUCUGCGGCAGUCACUCGGGAGCGAGAGUAUUGGCACAUAAAGCAGUCAGAGCCGGUUUCUACUGGCCGAAUAUGAAUCGGGACUCGGUACAAACGGUAAGAAAUUGUGACAAAUGCCAACGCUUCGCAAACAUCGCAAAGCAACCCCCAGAAGACUUAAGCUCAAUCUCCUCGCCAUGGCCCUUUUCACAAUGGAGGGUAGAUAUAGUAGGACCACUACCUCGUGGAAAAGGGGGUGUGUGUUUCACGGUUGUGGCAGUGGAUUAUUUCACAAAAUGGGCAGAAGUAGAAGCUCUAGUGAACAUUACGGCCAAGAGCAUCGAAAGGUUCUUGUGGAAGAAUGUUGUUUGCCAUUAUGGUAUUCCUCAUGCCUUUGUAACUGAUAACGGAAAGCAGUUUGACUGUGAAUCAUUCCGAGAAUGGUGUGCAAAGCUCCAUAUUAGAAACUACUACUCGUCUCCAGCCCAUCCUCAGGCAAAUGGACAAGUAGAAGUGACUAACAAAACAAUUUUCAAAAUGUUGAAGAAAAAACUUGGAGAUCAGAAGGGGAAUUGGGCAGAUGAUCUCCCAGAAGUUUUAUGGGCAUAUCGAACAACCAAGAGAAUACCCACAGAGGAGUCUCCAUACGCUUUGGCUUUUGGAACCGAGGCAGUCAUCCCAGCCGAGAUAGGCUCGGGAAGUUACCGAGUCGAAUCCUUUUAUUCCGAAACUAACAAUGAAGGGCUCAAACUACACUUGGACCUAUUACAAGAGAAGUGA